AGAACAAUUUAUAAGACAAUUCUAUCACCGCAACCUGUCGGCUGUUACAGAGCCAAGGUUCUAAGAAUACUCACCUAAUAAAAAUGACAGAAACUAGCUGCUCUGAAAGUAGCCCUGAGGUAAAGCCUGCUGAAAAACAGCUGAUAUACCGCUGCAAGAAAUGUCGUCGAAUUGUUGCUUCAGAAGAGAACAUAGUUCAACAUGAACAAGGGAAGGGAUGGAUAAAGUGGGGUGCUGAAUCCAAUCCAGCGCCCGAAUGCACAGCCAUAUUUGUUGAGCCUAUGAAGUGGAUGCAGCAAGUUCAAGACGGAUAUGUUUGGGAGAAGCUCUAUUGCAUGGGAUGCAAAGCUCGGCCAGGUUCUUUCAACUGGGCGGGAAUGCAAUGCAGUUGUGGAGCUUGGGUUAAUCCAGCUUUUCAGCUUGUUAAGAGCAAGAUUGAUGAAUGCCAAUUUUGAGCUGUGUAUGACUUGUUUGUUCAUAUUCUACUUGUGAUUACUCAAUAGAUAAUUUUAUUAUCUUAAUCAGUUACAUUUAUUUAUAAGGUACUGUAAUGACUAAUUUUUUUCCUUUUUUUUUAAUGGUUUUGACUAAUGUAAUAUAAAUCGGUAGCUAAUUCGCUUUUUGAAUUUGCGGUUCGUUCAAAAUGAUCCUAAAAUAGUUAAAA
This is a messenger RNA of Amaranthus tricolor (Joseph's coat), 664 nucleotides long. RefSeq names its product probable inactive dual specificity protein phosphatase-like At4g18593. Gene Ontology annotation, molecular function: protein tyrosine/serine/threonine phosphatase activity. NCBI's taxonomy places the organism in Eukaryota, Viridiplantae, Streptophyta, Magnoliopsida, Caryophyllales, Amaranthaceae. Bases 84 to 455 code for a protein of 123 amino acids. Gene Ontology annotation, biological process: protein dephosphorylation. The record is from RefSeq and is a predicted model, not a curated record. The transcript has 3 exons.